AUGGAAAUCCCAUCCAGUGAAGCCCACGUUCCCUCCAACCUGAAGACUCUGAACCAGUACAGUAUUGCUGAGAUCAACCACCGCCUCAAGAACUACCUCAAGUUCCUCUUUGUUCGCGAGCCCUUCGAGAGGCUGGUCUCCGCAUACCGCAACAAGUUCACCCUCAAGUACAACUCGUCCUUCCACAAGCGCUUCGGCACCCGCAUCAUCCGGCGCUACCGCAAGAACGCCACACAUGAAGCCCUGCUCAACGGUGCUGAUGUUAAAUUCAAAGAAUUCACUGAGUACCUGGUGGACCCGGCCACGCAGCGCGAUGGCCCACUCAACGAGCACUGGCAGACCGUGUACCAGCUUUGUCACCCAUGUCACAUCCAUUACGACCUGGUGGGCAAGUAUGAGUCACUGGAAGAAGACGCAAACUACUUAUUGCGGCUGGUGGGUGUUGGAGACUCCCUGCGCUUCCCGAGCUACGCCAAGUCCACUCGUACUACCGAUGCCAACGCCCAGUUCUUCAGCAAUAUCAGCACUCAGCAGCAGAUCCAACUCUCCCAGCUUUACAAGUUGGACUUCCUCAUGUUUAAUUACUCCACACCCAGCUACCUCCGGCUGGACUAAUGGAGGACAGGGCUGGGACUCUGAGAAUGUCUGCCUUGUUUAAGGAGUGGCAACAAAAUGAGUGAUGGGCAGAAUUUUUUGGAAGCAAACUUGAUUUUAAAAAACUGUUGUCCUACCUUGCAGGCGUGGGGUCUGAAUUAGACGUAUAAACAGGUGCUGAAAGAAAGAAAGGUAUUG
This is a messenger RNA of Micropterus salmoides (largemouth bass), 792 nucleotides long. Its product is annotated as carbohydrate sulfotransferase 11-like. Gene Ontology annotation, molecular function: sulfotransferase activity. Gene Ontology annotation, biological process: carbohydrate biosynthetic process; proteoglycan biosynthetic process. Gene Ontology annotation, cellular component: membrane. NCBI's taxonomy places the organism in Eukaryota, Metazoa, Chordata, Actinopteri, Centrarchiformes, Centrarchidae. The record is from RefSeq and is a predicted model, not a curated record.